UCAGAACCAGCAAGGCUGGCUGAAAAAACCUGUGUUGGGCAGUUUUUACAGAUCUGGCAGUGCUUUUUUCUUUAUAUUCUCGAUUAAAACAAUCCAGUGAAAUAAUGGCCCGAGGACACCAGAAGAUCCAGUCCCAGCAGAAGGCGCAGGAAAAGGCUGCUAAGAUGAAGAAGCAACAAGGCCACGGAUUGAGUGAUCAAAUGAAAGCCGCCCAGAAGGCGCUUGUGUUCUCAUGCUCCGUGUGUAAAUCGCAAAUGCCCGAUCCAAAGACCUACAAACAACACUUUGAAAACAAGCAUCCCAAGUGUGAAAUGCCAGCUGAAUUAAAAGAAAUUUAACCGGACCUCUUCGGGAAUGGUCGAUCCUACAUUGCAGCACACGAUGGAGGCGGAGAGAGAUACUGAGACACAUACAACACAACAAGGAACAGAUGCUGAACCGACAUAAUUCCGCAGGAUUUUUUAUAUUUUAAUUAUAUAUUACUUACGUUUGAAAUGAUUUGUAUGUAUGUAGGUACUUGUAAAUAAUUCCAACCGAAUAGUGUAAAGACAAUUCUGGUAGCGAUCGGAGAUUAUCUUCCCACAAUU
Messenger RNA from Ochlerotatus camptorhynchus, 587 nucleotides. Its product is annotated as zinc finger protein 706-like. The transcript has 2 exons. NCBI's taxonomy places the organism in Eukaryota, Metazoa, Arthropoda, Insecta, Diptera, Culicidae. The record is from RefSeq and is a predicted model, not a curated record. Bases 105 to 338 code for a protein of 77 amino acids.